Molecule: messenger RNA, 1874 nt
Organism: Geodia barretti
Lineage: Eukaryota; Metazoa; Porifera; Demospongiae; Tetractinellida; Geodiidae
Source: the annotation of a GenBank genome assembly
GAUGAACUCGAAGGAGAGGAAGUAGAGUUUGUCAGUGAUGAUGAAGAGGAGGAGGAGGAGGAGGAGAGUGGGGAUCCGCAGAAGAGUUUGGGUCGGACCUCGAGAGUGAGGAAGACAAUGAUGAAGAAGGUAAUGAAGGGGGCAGUAAAGAGGGAGGAGAGGAAACCGGUGAGGAAGAACAAGAGGGAGAGGCGUUGAAGGAAUUGACUCACCAGCAAAGCCAUCAGAGAUGAGGAAGGAAGCCAUGAAGGAACUUCCCUAUACCUUCAAAAUGCCAACAUCCCUUCCCGAUCUCCUGGCACACACUACUGGCAGGAGUCCAGAGGAGUGUGGGACAGUAGUGGAGAGGAUUCACUCCUGCCACCAUCCAUCUCUGGCCCCCGAGAACAGGCAGCUUUUGGAGAAGUUCCUAGACCUGGUGGUGUCCUACUGUCGUCAUUUGGGGAGGGAGGCCACUCAACAGGACCUGCAGACUCUCAACUAUCUGGCCAGUCCUCUGCUAGCUCUGGCCCAAGUCAGUCCACUCCACGCUGCCAGACUGUUCCGACGACUCCUCUCCGCUGUACACAAGUCGUGGAAGUCGGCAAGAAGACGGUUGUUCCCUCCGUUUGACCACGUACGCACGCGACCCCCGUGAUGCUCAUCCAACAGACCCCUAGUCUAUCAGUCGCAUUCCCUCCACGUCUUGCUCUCUGUGUGUAUGUGUGUGUGUGAGGGCUCUUUGCACAGCUGCGUCUGUUUAUGUUAGGCUGUUUAUCCUGCACGGUCGCAAUGCGCGGGUGGGACUCACCCUCUCUCCCUGUUUAGCUCUACAAACUCUGUUUGUCUCCUGUGUUGUGUGUGUGUAUAGGUGGUCAUCUUCUGGCUGGUGGGUGUGGUCUUCUCCGCCUCUGAUUUCAGGCACCCAGUCACCACUCCGGCCAUGUUGAUCAUGGGCCAGAUACUGCUCAAGAGCUCAGUCAAGACAGUUGGCGACUUGGUGCUGGGUCUGACUGUUUGUCAUAUAUUCACAACACUGUUCAUAUCAUCCUCGAAACGGCUCGUUCCAGAGCUGGUCAACUUCCUGACCAGCUGCACGAGUCUCAUCUCCACACACCCCACCCCUGUCGUCCUUCCUCCAUUCUCGGCUAGCAGUAAGCUCCGAUUGGCACUGUGUGACAGUGUCAGAAAAUGGCAAUCAACAUCUCCUCUGCCUGACAUAUCAAGUGUUUUGUCACUGAUAAUGGCUGAGAGAGUGAGAGGGGGAGAGGACAGGGAGAUGGGGGGAGACCCUGCCGUCAGUGCAGCUGCCGUUUCCUCCUGUCUGCGGACGGUACAGAGACUGACCCAGCUGUACUGUGAUCUCCCGUCCUUUGCUGAACUAUUCUCCGCCAUUGCCUUCAAUCUUCAGCAUGUCUCUCCAAACUUACCACAGCCAAUGCAGGAGCUAGUUGGUCAGGUGCUCGAGGGGGGCGUGUCCCACUCUCCACCGAGACCUGUGCUACAGCUGCUGAAAAAGAAACCAAAAUCCAUAAAAUUCUACGAACCAUCUUUUGAUGCCGUAUACGACACUCGCAAGAGGAGAGCUCCCAACAAAUCAGAAAACGAGAAACAAAAACUCAGACACAAAGUAAAAACGGAGAGAAAGGGCGCAAUAAGAGAGCUGAAGAAGGAUGCACACUUUCUGUCCCGGGAGAAGAUCAGGGAGGCUAGGGAGAAAGACGCAGAGCGGGAGAGGAAGACAAGACAGAUAGUCCACGACCUCGAGAGCAUGCAACACGAAGCGAAAAUGGAACGAUUGACGCAUCGUUGGAAGAGAUGAAUGUUGCAAAACAAGACACUAAUCUAUUCUUUUGUGAUCCAGUUACUGUCUCAAUUGUAUUAUAAUGACAGGG